AUGUCCAACAUUCUCCGCCGCCUCCAAGGCGGAAACCUAGAAGUCUUCAAGUUUGGAAUGUACAUCCUUUUCCCCAUCGGCUGGAUGUACUACUUCGGCACAAACCUCGAAGAACGCUUCUCCGUGCCCGGCUUCUGGCCUACGGUCGAACAAUCACAUAAAAUUCCGGAGACGAAGGAGGAUAUUGAAGCGGAGUUGUCAAGGAUGAGGACGUUAGAUGCGGUCAGGGUGAAGAGGAGGCAGCAGCAGGAAGAGGAAGCGAGGCAGAGACAGCAGGAGAUCAUGGGUGCGCAGGCGUCGGGGGAGGGAACGGCGUGA
This is a messenger RNA of Talaromyces amestolkiae, 318 nucleotides long. RefSeq lists its product as uncharacterized. Bases 1 to 318 code for a protein of 105 amino acids. The transcript has 2 exons. Gene Ontology annotation, cellular component: mitochondrion; mitochondrial inner membrane. Lineage: Eukaryota; Fungi; Ascomycota; Eurotiomycetes; Eurotiales; Trichocomaceae. The record is from RefSeq and is a predicted model, not a curated record. Gene Ontology annotation, biological process: mitochondrial respiratory chain complex IV assembly.